AUAUAGUCAAUAAUUCAACAAUUGGUGGCAUUUUAUUAACCCAAUUAGUUAAAUAUAAUAUUUCUUACAUUUUACCAAAAUUAUUUGUUACUGAUUCUGCGACUUAUAUAAAAAAGUGUUAUAGAGAAAUAUUAAAACCCGUUAUGCCGCAGUUAAUUCAUGCACCUUGUUGUGCACAUAUUCUUAAUCUUAUUGG
Cetraspora pellucida is the source of this 196-nucleotide messenger RNA. NCBI's taxonomy places the organism in Eukaryota, Fungi, Glomeromycota, Glomeromycetes, Diversisporales, Gigasporaceae. The record is from the annotation of a GenBank genome assembly.